Messenger RNA from Drosophila ficusphila, 974 nucleotides. RefSeq names its product accessory gland protein Acp29AB. The record is from RefSeq and is a predicted model, not a curated record. Lineage: Eukaryota; Metazoa; Arthropoda; Insecta; Diptera; Drosophilidae. The coding region runs from base 6 to 776 and encodes 256 amino acids. The transcript has a single exon.
UCGGAAUGCAUCGGUUUGCUGUGGCCCUAAUAUUCGCACUUAUUGCGUGGCAAUCGAUCGGUUCUUCGGCUGAAAUCCAGUCGGUGUGCCAGUUGGAGGAUCCGCCGAAGCAAUGCGGCGAGUUCUGCCUCACGGUGCUGCAACCGAUCCUGGAUCACAUCGCCAAGCACCAGGAGCAGUGGAGCAAUUGCAGCGUCCGGCAGGCGGGUGAGCUGCUGGCGAGGCUGGACAAGAUCGAGAGCCUGCAGUCGGCGAUCCACGUUAAGCAGAAGGUCCUGCAGGCGAGUUGGGAGAGUCCCGCCUUGCCCAAGGACUUCGAGGAGCGACUGGAGAGGAUAGAAGGUCGCCAGGCAGAGCUACUGAAGGGGAUCUCCAAGGUGGACAGGAAAACUGUUCCGGCCAGGUUCGAGCUAAUCGGCUCCAGGUUCUUCUACGUCGAGGAGGAACUGCGUCGGAAUUGGUCCUCUGCCGCAAUCACCUGUCGCCGAAGGGGCGCUCAACUGGCGGUGAUCGAAGGCGAGGAGGAGCUGAAGGCCCUGAGGACGCGGCUCAACAAGGAACGCUCGUAUUGGCUGGACAUCAACGACCUGGACACCGAGGGCCAGUUCAAGUCCUCGGCCACCGGCAAAGAGCCACCGUUCUACAAGUGGAGAGCCGGGCAGCCCAACAACUUUGACGGCAAACAGCACUGCGUUGAUCUCCUGGACGGGCUCAUGUACGAUAAUAAAUGCGACACCCAGAGGUACUUCAUUUGCCAGUCGGACAGCGAAAAUUGAUAGUGGAAUUAUGGAGAACCCAAUCCGAUAUUCCCACGAAACACUUUUACUCUGCUAUUUUAAAGCUCCUAGUUGAAACGCUUAAACGCUUUUAUCACUAACCUCAGGGGCUUGAAAACAAGACAUACAAAACAACAUUUGGAUAUAAGUACAUACAUUAAAAACAUGUUUGAAUAAAACAUUUUGGUAGAAAGCACA